Messenger RNA from Photinus pyralis (common eastern firefly), 2933 nucleotides. Its product is annotated as cytochrome P450 6k1-like. The transcript is spliced from 5 exons. Lineage: Eukaryota; Metazoa; Arthropoda; Insecta; Coleoptera; Lampyridae. The coding region runs from base 1380 to 2882 and encodes 500 amino acids. The record is from RefSeq and is a predicted model, not a curated record. Gene Ontology annotation, molecular function: iron ion binding; monooxygenase activity; heme binding.
UGUGAGGUAUUACUUCAAAUUAAAAAAAUGAUUCGGAAAAUUAAUGGCAGAGUUGCUUGACCGACAUUAUUAUUAUGAGUAAGUUCCUAUACCAAACAGUCACACACCGCAAGACUUGCAAGAAAUUUGCAAGAGAAGACAAGACAAGAAGUGACUAAGCUCUUGCAAUAAUUUGCAAGACAAGACAGCAAACAAGACAAGAAGUGGCAGAAAUAAAUUUGCAAGAAAGGGCCAUUUCUUGUCUUGUCUUGCCUUGCGAGAAUCACUAAACAAAAUGUCCUCGUUGCUAAGACACAUUGAUCAAAUGACGUCUAAGUUGCAAACGGAAUUUUCAAGAAUGAGUACCCACGUUUGUCUCUUCACCCACUUAUUUAGUACUUUGAGAACACUAAAGUUAACACUUAACCUCGCACUUAACUCAUUCUCACUAUAGAUCGAUCAUUGCAUAUCCGCUUAAAACGGAAGGGAACAUUUAAUGACAGCUUUAAUUUGCCGAGUACUUGAUACAGUUUAGGGUCUCUCAACUAAAAGGGACGAUUGUACGUGUACUGGUGUACUACACAAGUUCAGUGACUAAAUGAAGAAAUGUUCCUGUGUAAAAUUCAAGAAUUUGUUCACUACUCUGCACGGUAUACAACCGGCCGAACUAUAAACAUGUCUUGCUGAAGCUAUGAGCACUCUGCAGAUCCACUAACCAAAAUUACAACAGAUUCAGCAAUUGACAUUAUUUUUCCAUUAAAAGAAUUCGUUAGCUAUUUUCCAUUUACGAUCAUUCAGCGUUUUCCUACUGUUAAUUCAAUUUUAGUCGCACGAACCUGUUCGUCUUUUGGGAAAUUAAACUACUAAUUAAUGAACGUAUAUACGCACAAAUUAGUUACGUCACAGUCACAACCAAUAUUAAUUAGGCAGUAUUAACUACGUCACCUUGUUACGACACCAACGUGAAUGUUAAACGUCAUUCCCCUAUCUUAAUGUUUGAAUUUUGGAACGGAUCCUUAAAGAUCAAAAUGGUGUAGUACAAAUCAAAUAGCAUAGAAUAAAUAAUAAUUUUAGAGCGUUUUGUUUAGGCAUUGUAUUUCUUCAGACAAACGGGGAAUUUUGAACUAUCUGCAAAUCUGCAUUAGUUAAAAAAAAUUGAACUGGAAAAUCUAGUUAAAGAUACCCUUUGCAGUAUAGUUGCACUCGACUUAUGCACAUUCUAUGGGCAAGUCCUACUUUUCAUGAAAAAUGUUAAUUUGAUUUCAGUGUUAUCGUUGUUAAUUGUGGGAAAUUAGUUAGCGUCAAUCUCGAAACUGUUGCCCUACCAUUACUGGGUACCUGUUUCUUAUAAGAGGGGACCAAAAGGCGACUCUACUCAGUUUCUGCCGCAGUGCAUCAAUAUGCUGUCCUGGUUUAUAACGUUCUUCUUGGCGUCACUACUAUUCCGAGUCGCCUAUUUUUUCAUCACACGAAACUAUGACUACUGGAAGAAGAGGGGAGUCCCUUACAUCAAGCCGAAGCCGAUUUUCGGAAGCAUUCUGGAGGUCGCACUGGGUCGAGCACAUCCCGGCAAAUACAUCGGUCAGUUUUACUCAAAAUUCGACAGUCCCUACUUCGGAUUCUUCGCAUUUAAGAAGCCCUACCUAGUGAUCACCGAUCCCGAAUUGAUUAAAACGGUACUUAUUCGGGACUUCAACGUCUUCCCGAAUCGUUACUUCGUCAGUGACAAGAAGAUCGAUCCGGUCAUGAGUAGUGGCCUUUUUGCAAUUCACAACCCGACGUGGAGGUGGCUACGUCAAAAACAAAGCCCGUUUCUAUCCUACGGCAAAAUCAAGCUAAUGGUACCACUCAUUCAGGAGUGUGGCGAUUGCUUAAAGGAUUACAUUAAUGACAACGUUGGGAAGAUGGUGGAGGUUAAAGAAAUGUCCGCGAAAUAUGCCACUGACGUAAUUGUCAGAUGCGCUUUUGGUAUUAGUGCAAACUCGUUUGUAUGUGAAGAUGGCUUUCGUUUGGCAGGCAAAACUAUGCUCAGCCAAUCCUUCAUGAGAAGUUUGAAGAUAUUUUCAUAUUACUACGCGCCCUUGCUUGUAAAAAUUUUUAAAUUUAAAUUCAUUGAGCCAUCUGCCGUGGAUUUUGUUAGAGAAGCAUUUUUGGAAGCUUACAGAGCGCGCGAGAAAUCUGGUGUUAAAAACAGAAGGCAGGAUCUUAUCGAUAUUCUGAUUGAAAUGAAGAACGAGGGUGCCGAAUUUGAAGGUUUCAAGUUAGACGAGGAAAAUUUAGUGGCGCAAGCCGUGACCUUAUUUUCAUCUGGAUUCGAGGCGGCUGCAUCCACUUUGGCAUUCACGUUACACGAACUAGCUGUUAAUCCAGAGAUUCAGCGCAAGCUUAGAGCCGAAAUUAAACACGUGGUUGAAAAAGACGGCGAUGUGUGCUUUAGUGGCAUUCAAAGCAUGAAAUACCUAAAUAUGACCAUCACUGAAACCAUGAGAAUGUUUCCAGCGACCUCUUUUAUACACAGGGAGUGCUUGGAAGACUACAAGAUACCAUCUACGGGAUUGGUGAUUGAGAAGGGAACACCAAUCAUAGUCGGGCAAUAUGGGCUUCAUUACGAUGAAAGAUACUUUCCAGAACCUCAUAUUUAUAGACCCGAAAGAUUUAGUGAUGAAAAUAUGAAUCAGAUAGGCAGAUGCACGUACUUGCCAUUUGGGGAAGGUCCACGUAGUUGCAUAGGGCAAAUGUUGGGUGUUCUUCUUGUGAAAGUAGCGGUUGUGGAAAUUCUGAGAAAUUUCUCGAUAGAAAGACACGCGUCUACAGUAGAACCAGUGAUAUUAACACCUUUUCCAAUUGUGCAAGCCAAAGGAGGAUUACCCCUCAUGUUUAAACAUUUAAGUGAUAAUUUUUAGUUUUUACGGUUUUAUACCUAAGUUUAUAAUAAAAGUAAUUUAUGAUGUGUA